AUGCACGCCCCGCCCGAGCAUACCCCCGAGCAGCUGCAGGGGCUGAGCGAAUUGAUCGCGAACGAAGGCUUGGAAGACUUCCCCUUAGACGCUUUGCUUUCUGACAUGCUUGCAGAGAUUCCACUGGACGCCGGCCAAGCAGCCAACGCCAACAAUGGACCUCAUGCUGCGGCACAGACCGCACAGGAUCAAGGAGAUCUCCAAGACAACCGGCUCGUGUAUCCCCAAUCAGGACAGAUGACCAUGCCUCAGAUUCAUGGCUCGCUGAUUGUUGAGCAGAACGAGACCACCCGUCAGAACCAAGCCAACUUCAGCGCGAAUCAAGCACUGCCCACCGCUCCCGUGCAAGAGGCCGAGACGACCAACGAGGCCGACACCUUCGAUCCCAGCCUGUUCAUGGACCCCGCUGUCCCAGACGCGCCCCAUCUGAACCACCCCUUCUUCUCCGAUUUGGGGUCUGAUUACUGGAAGCGUUUCGACUUCGACUACAUGACCAUGCCUGGCGAGGAGGAGUUCCAAGCUCCCGGGCAGAGGUACGACUUCACUCAACAGCCCCUGCUCGUUGACCCCCAAGCGUUCGGCAUCGAUCUGACUCCUGAGCAGCUCGGCAUCCAGGUGGCUCAGCCGCCUGCGCCAGAGUUCGACUUUGAGCAGUUCUGCGAUCAGCUGGUGCAGACGCCUGCGCCGCAGCACACCGUCCAGAACGGCCAGUUUUUCCCCGUUGACAACGCGACUGUGCCGGAUCAGGGAUACUAUCCCACCGGCGGGCCCAUGCAAUCGCAGAAUCCUGUUCUGCAUCAGCCAUUUGCGUUCAAUGGUGGGUACAUGCCGCAGAAUGCGCUCCAGAACCAAGCAUUCAACUUCGACAUGCCCCUCGUGCCGCAGCCGACGGUUCAGAACCAGCCGUUCACGUUCGGCAUGCCUGAGAGCACCGUCGCGAAUCAGUCAUUCGACAAUGCAGCGAUGCCCACGCAACAGCUAGGCACGCCUCAGCAGCAGCUUCCGGCCGCUCAGACGCAGCAGCAGACGAUCCCCCCUGAGAUGCCUGUGGCGCCAGUGCCCCAGGCCGCUCAGAACAGGCCGAUGACUUAUUGUCUCUGCGCGAGCUCAACCCCGACAGACCCUCUCGAUGUUGGCUUCGCCGCAUACCGCUGGUGUAGAGCAGCAAUCUACGAUGCGCAGGCCGGGGCCGGUAACGAGCGCGAGAGUCUGCGCUUGACGAGGCUGUCGUGGAUGCGGGAAGAUAAGCAUGCCACUGAGACGUACGCCGCGUACGGUCAGAGCCAAAUUGAAAUCUAUGCCCGUCAGGGCAAGACGUGUGAGUUUGCUAAUCAGCAGCCGUUUGGAACGCCGAAGUGCACGUGUGGUGCGUUUCGGAACAAUAUGCAGGCUGCGGCGCUGGCAACCGUGGCCGGCCCUUCGUAUGCGCCUCAUGUAUCGUUGCCGUCAUCUGGCUCCGUGCCUCAGCCGCCGGCGCUGGGUCAGCAGAACUAUCAUGUGGGCUACGCCACAGUUCACAUUACGGGGCCGCAAGACCCGCAAGGUUUAAUCGAUGCGGCGUCUUCACGUCCUGUGUCUAUUCCGACAUACGCAGACUCCAAGCAACAGACUGACGCCGUGGGAUCAGCAGAGUCAACAUCAAGCGCGCCUACAGUCGAGGCUUCCUCCCCCUCUUCGAGCGUCAUGUACAACGCCCUCUCCGACUUCCUCAAGCGCAAGCGAGACGAAGAGCCAGCAGAUGCUCUCCUCGCCAUCGCCGGGAACGGUCAGCCCGCCACCAAGCGUCGCGUGACUCCCCCUCGCGCCAGCAAGAAGAAGACGAGCUACGUCGAGCCAGAUGAGGACGAUAUCUACGCUCCCGAGAACGAGGCUGCUGAUCCAGACGGUAAGUCCAAGAAGAAGGUGAGGUUCGCUUUGCCCGACGACGACGAGGACGCUGAGGCUACGGCCGGCGCAGAAGUCGAUGAGGGCACUAUCGUUGUCGCUCAGCGUUGUUCUCGACUCUAGUAAGUCGGCCAUCGUAGUCGCUUGAGUGAUUGUGAGAGGAAGAAACAGGUAAGUGAGUUUGUUUGUCGCUUUUGUUCGCCUGGUCUUGCCUGCGGGCGAGGUCUUGGGCGAUACUACUGCAUCAG
This is a messenger RNA of Neohortaea acidophila, 2132 nucleotides long. RefSeq lists its product as uncharacterized. The transcript is spliced from 2 exons. Lineage: Eukaryota; Fungi; Ascomycota; Dothideomycetes; Mycosphaerellales; Teratosphaeriaceae. The coding region runs from base 1 to 2007 and encodes 668 amino acids. The record is from RefSeq and is a predicted model, not a curated record.